Molecule: messenger RNA, 1147 nt
Organism: Puccinia graminis f. sp. tritici CRL 75-36-700-3
Lineage: Eukaryota; Fungi; Basidiomycota; Pucciniomycetes; Pucciniales; Pucciniaceae
Exons: 7
Coding region: 176-961 (261 amino acids)
Cellular component (GO): intracellular anatomical structure
Molecular function (GO): oxidoreductase activity, acting on NAD(P)H, oxygen as acceptor
Source: RefSeq, a predicted model, not a curated record
AUGACUUCGGAUCGGCAGCGCUUGAUGAUGAUGACGAGAUGCCGAGUGGAGCCGGACGGGAAUGGACACGGCGUGUGAGUGAGAGUGGAGAGGGACUAGAAAAGCUCGGCUGAAACCAGUCCCGAGUCCCACACCACGCCACUUCGCCCUUCCCGAAUCCUGCCCAGAAGCAACGAUGUCUGGAACCAAACCUCCGACUAUCAUCUUGACAGGUGGCUCUCGUGGAAUCGGCCUGUCGUGUCUCAAAUUCUUGCUCCAAUCGCCUAUCCGAGCCAACGUGGUCUCUCUAUCAAGAUCCUUUCCUCCUGAAUUGCAAGAGUUGAAGAAGUCUUAUGAGCAAAAUCUCCAAGUCAUUCAAGGAAACGUAGCUAAGGAUGAAGAUAAUAAAUUGGCGGUUGACACUGCUAUCAAAUCGUUUGGUUCGAUCGAUGGAUUAAUCUUAAAUUCGGGGAUAAUCAAAUUUGAGCGAAUCGACGACCCAAACAAACCGUCGAUCGAAGCCUGGAAAGAGGUCUUUGAUGUCAACUUUUUCUCCUUGGUUUCGAUCUUGAAGCAUUCCUUGGUCCAUCUCAGGAGCUCCAACGGAAGAGUCGUGUUUGUUAGUUCUGGUGCUUCCGUUGGUGGGAUUGCCUCUUGGGGAAGCUAUAACACGAGCAAGGCGGCGAUGAAUUCACUGUGUCGAACACUAGCCAGCGAAGAGCCAACAAUCACUUCGAUCGCGCUGAGACCAGGAGUAGUGGAUACGGAAAUGCAAGUCCAACUCCGAUCUGAAGCCAAAGAAGUCAUGAACCCGCCGAACUUCAAACAUUUCAACGGUCUCUACGAGUCGUCGAAGCUGCUCAAACCGGAAGGCCCGGCCGAAGUGAUCAGCAACCUAUCGAUCCGAGCCGAGCAGAAGUUGAGCGGCCAAUUCCUCAGUUGGGAUUCGGAAGAACUAGCCGGCUAUCGAACACAAUCAUAACUUGAACAUUGUCUAAUACCUCUACCUGAGUUUCGAGCACUAGGACUUUCAAUAGUCCUUGCAUGUACAUAGUCCAUUUUUUUGUUAGCCAUCUGCCUCGAAACUACUGUCCAUGAUCGACAUUUAUCCUCAGCUGCACGAAUCAGCAGCAGGACCCCAAUACCUUUCGCAAGACAUUGAUUGAUU